AUGGAAGCUGUCAAACGCAUUCUUCGAUACCUCAAGGGCACUCUUGGUCAUGGUUUACCUUUCCAUCCGUCCCCCCACUCCACCAUUCUUGUUGCCUAUUCGGAUGCUGACUGGGUAGGCUGCCUCGAUACACGUCGCUUGACAACUAGCUACUGCGUGUUCUUAGGGUCAAAUUUAAUUUCUUGGAGUGCUAAGAAACAACGUCCGGUUUCCCGCUCUAGUGCCGAGGCAGAACACCGCGCCCUCGCCUAUGCCUGCGCUGACACCAUUUGGAUACAGGGUCUCCUUUGUGAAUUACAAUUCCCGCUUCACCAACCAGUCCUACUCAAUUGUGACAAUCUCUCUGUGACAUACAUGGCUGCCAAUCCUAUUUUUCAUGCCCGCACAAAACAUGUUGCUCUUGAUUAUCACUUUGUUUGCGAAAGUGUUGCCUCCGGCAGCCACAAAGUUUCCUUCAUCCCCUCUGCUGCUCAGCUCGCUGAUGUCUUUACCAAAGGGCUUCCUACAGACCGCUUUGCUCGCCUUGUCUCCAAACUUGUCUCUCCUCCGCCGCCAAGUUUGUGGGGGAGUGUUAGAGACCCUUCAUAUUCUUGA
This is a messenger RNA of Prunus armeniaca (apricot), 594 nucleotides long. The record is from the annotation of a GenBank genome assembly. NCBI's taxonomy places the organism in Eukaryota, Viridiplantae, Streptophyta, Magnoliopsida, Rosales, Rosaceae.